Molecule: messenger RNA, 772 nt
Organism: Sesamum indicum (sesame)
Lineage: Eukaryota; Viridiplantae; Streptophyta; Magnoliopsida; Lamiales; Pedaliaceae
Product: cytochrome c-like
Molecular function (GO): electron transfer activity; heme binding
Source: RefSeq, a predicted model, not a curated record
UUUCUUUCUCGCCUUUCUUACCUUCCCUCAUUUCAUACGCCCAGAUUCCUUCAAAACCCUACCCCGACCCCUACUCCCCAAAUUCUCGUCAUUGUAGAAAGAUCAAAUUCAUGGCGUCAUUCAGUGAAGCCCCGCCCGGCGAUGUUAAAUCCGGUGAGAAGAUCUUCAAGACCAAGUGUGCACAGUGCCACACCGUCGAUAAAGGCGCCGGCCACAAGCAAGGUCCCAACUUGAAUGGCCUUUUCGGGAGACAAUCUGGUACUACCCCUGGUUAUUCCUAUUCAGCUGCCAACAAGAACAUGGCUGUGAUCUGGGGAGAGAAUACACUUUAUGAUUACUUGCUUAAUCCGAAGAAGUACAUACCUGGAACCAAGAUGGUCUUCCCUGGGCUGAAGAAACCUCAAGAGCGUGCAGAUCUAAUUGCAUAUCUGAAGGAGGCUACUGCAUAAAGAGAAGAGACGAUAUAAGCAUUUUCUGACAGCUGCAAGAUACAUUUGUUAUUGCCCCCAUUUGGGAAUUUCUUUUCCUAGUGAAAAUAGUUCAGUGGUACCCCAAUGAAUAAGAGAAUCAUAUUUCUGUCCUACUUUUUUUUUUUUGUCUUAUUGACCCACGCAAGUAGUGGGGAAUUUUGUUGCCUUUGAUGACUCUGAUUAUUGUUACACAACACAAUUGAGUAUUUGUCACUAGAAAUCAAUAAAUUGCUAUUAGUGAGGGGUGCUUAAUUUGUAAGCGUUCCAUUUUCGGUUGUCUAAGGCAAGAUUUUGGGUGGUUA